Folsomia candida is the source of this 3161-nucleotide messenger RNA. RefSeq lists its product as uncharacterized. The record is from RefSeq and is a predicted model, not a curated record. The transcript has 17 exons. Lineage: Eukaryota; Metazoa; Arthropoda; Collembola; Entomobryomorpha; Isotomidae. Bases 240 to 2744 code for a protein of 834 amino acids.
UUCGCAAUUAAACGCCAAAUAACUAUCAGUCGUUUAAUUACAGGAGCACCGUUUUUUAAUUUGUUCAGCAGCACGUACAACUCUGAAGACUGACGACUACUACAUAUGCACUUCUAGAGAGAACAAGUGAGUGUGAAUAGAAACCGGAGUAUAAAAUAACGCAACGAAUGCCUUGAACGGAAGGAAACUAGGAUCUUUUUAAUCUAGCAACAACAACGACUACAAAAGUACAAAUUAUAAUGGAGAAGAGCUUGGAGUUGUUGUCCGACAUAGAAUGUCCCUUCAACCCUAUGAUGGCACAAGGGGACGGACCCCUUCUCAGUAGGUCAUCUUGCAAUCUCAUCCGUUUCGAUGACAGCGGUGAUAACCAGUCUAGGGUUUAUGGGGACGAGUCAUUCGAAGCUCUUGGAGGAAAUUCUAGUGUGCUUGAUCCUUGUGAUCUCAAGACGGAAAUUGCACAGUUAAAAUUCCAGAUCCUGAAGUUGAAUGAGGAUUGUGCCGAUUUGAGGAAACAGAACUCAACUUUUCAAGAUGAAAACAUAUUGUUAAUGUCAGAAAAGGACGAGCUGGAGAAAAAGUUGGCUCAUCGUGAUUUAGCUCAAGAGCGAAUUAAACAGCUCCAGAAACAGUUGGAUGAGACAGUACGAGCGGUAUCGAAUAUUGAAGAUCUAAACUCAAUUCUUCGGGCAAAAAAUCAACGUCUGGAAAAAGAUUUUUGGGACUUAGAAGACAAGGAUAAUAAUCUCCGAAAUGAUUACAACAAAGUAAUGACAGACUUGGAAAAGGCUUACGCCAAGAUAAAAAGGAAGGAUGAAGAUAUUCAACGACUUAAAUGUGCAUCAGAAGACCUAAUUGAGAAAUGGAGAGUUAAGCAAACCUGGUUAGAGCAUCAAAUGACAGAUUUAAAUGAGACCUUGGAGGAAAUAACGAGAGCGAAUUUUCAACUUCGACAAGAAAAGUUCGAGUUGGAAAAUAGUUUAGUGGACUGUGCAGGCAACCAGUUGGUAUAUCUCAAUGGCAGUAUUGGCAGUCCUGAGGGUAAUUCCAGCAGGUCAAGCUCUCCCAGUAGUCCACGCUGCUCUCGAACAAAUUAUGCAAGCCCACGAUCCUACCUUGGGCGCUCAUUGCAAGCCGAGAUCGCAGCGAUUAUUCAGUCCAAUAAUGGUUCUUCCGCUUCUACCAUAAGUUUGGACAAUUCUGUGUCUCAAUCGUGCCCUGUUCUUUCCGAGCCUGACGAAUGCAUGGACAAAAUGUCCAUGCCGGUGCUGUUGGUGACCUGCUCAACCUCGACGCAGACUGAUCCUUUAAUUGACGAACAACCAAUUGAAAUAACAACAACACCUCCUUCUCCCCCCUCGUCGGAUACUUCUCUCGGGAUCAACCUACGAGUUGAGCUUUGUUCUUCAAAGUUAGGACUCUCUAUAGGACGCCCACCGUCCCGGAGACCCUCCACGCAAGACAGGAGCUUAUUGGACCCAACUGAUCUCGGCGAUCUUGAGGAUGGAGGAGAUGUCAACUAUCUGGAUAGCUUAAGCGCUCAUAUCGGGUACGCUUUCGAUCCUGUGAGAAGAUGCUCUGAAUCUGCAGCAAGGAUAUUAACGGGUCAGGAAUGGAGAACUCUAAGAUUGGACUUGGAUAAGAAAGCUCAAGAUAAUUAUAGAAAGGGGAAUGAAGAAGAGGGAAAUGACUUUGAAGGAGGUCUUGCCGUCGAAAGUGGUUCUCAACGCCCUUCAAAUGCACCAGACUUGGAAGAAGAAGCUGAAGAGUGUUUGGAGAAAUUUCCAGGCCUUGUUGAAAAACUCUUUGAGGAUUUAGAUGUAAUUAAGCGAACCCAGAAAAACCCGGCCGAAUUCGAUUUAGAAAUUAUUUCGACUCGAUUUAACCAUUUAGCCCACACUUUUAAAGUCGAACACUCAAAUUUAGCUCAAAGAAAGGAAAUUAAUGCCAACAAUCAUGACCAUGCCACGACAAAAAUGGAAGACAUUGUUGAAUCUCUAUCGGAAAUUGUUCAGAAAUUUGACGAUAUAACAAGAAAAACAAACGUGCCUGAAGAUUUGUCUAAACUGAUCUUAUCAUUCAAAAACAUUCCAGGAGACUUGGACAUUUAUACUCACGAAUUAUCCAAAACAUCUCGCCGAGUUGGAAUGAUGGAUGUACAAGUCCGCCUUUACAAAAUGAUUGAAGUUAUGGUUUUAUAUGUUCAUAUUUUGAGAAACAUGUGUGCCGAAAAAGACAAGGACAUUCAAUCAGCCAGGAAGCUCCUCGAUAAGAAUAGUAUAAUCUACUCGGUAUCGAAACCUGUCACAGCGAGGAACAACGAAAAUGGAAAUAACAAUAACGGAAAGCUGUGCAACGGAAACCAUGAGAGUGAGUUCGACCCUGAUUCUCCCGAUCGACCUACCCAGUUACUUCAACAUUUACUGGGACCUAUCAAAUCAAAUCUCAACAUGGAUAAUAAACUGGUGCUCAAGGAAGAGAAAGCAAGUCCUAACGUACUCCUUAGAUUCUGGUCUGAAGCUUACGAAACAAUGAGGUGUGAAUUUUUCUGGCCGUGGAACGGAGAAGACACGUGGCGUGGUAUGAAGGAAGGAUUUUCCUUCACUUUGAUGGUCUUGGGUCUCUUUGUCAUCUUCCGGAAUUUAUUCCCCAGCGUUGCGGACGGUUGUCCCACCCCAUCCAUUGAUCUCGGUUCGAUCUUCUCCAAACAUGGAGAACUCCAUCACCCAGCCCUCCCACCCAUUUAAAAAAUAGCAGCACCAUACAGACCAAAUAAUGAAACUUGAAUCUUUGGCGGCAGCGUUAUCAUUACAUUUUACAGAUAUUAUACAAACCACCAAAACGGAAUUCUUAUUCCGAAAUUGUUUCUAAUUAUUUAAAUUGUUUUUGUAAAUUAUAUAGAUCUAUACAUAUACUUAAGCCGUUGUGCCAUGAGGAGACAAUUGCCUAACAAUACUGUUGUAUAAGUUAAAUGUGGAAAUUCCAUUGUUAAUUUAACCCUACAGAGAGUAAUGAAAGAAGAGACGAUCGAAUAAUAAUAGUUGUGAGUGCUAGUAUGUAUUCAUAUAUUAAAAUACUGGUACUACUACUCCAACUUAUGUCUAACCUACGAUUGAAGAAGAGCAAUAAAUACAAUUAUCGUCAUGUUAUUACUCAAAAAGCAA